Messenger RNA from Rotaria socialis, 396 nucleotides. Lineage: Eukaryota; Metazoa; Rotifera; Eurotatoria; Philodinida; Philodinidae. The record is from the annotation of a GenBank genome assembly.
AUGAUACAUUUAAAUCAAUCCGGUACAUUUAUUGAUGGAUACAUUAAAUGUCGUUGUAAAUCAGCAAUAAAACUUCCAUUUCAUUUAAAUACUAAAUCAUUUCAACUGUCACAUUAUUUUAAAUAUUUGAAGCAUAGUCUUUGUUCUAUGAUGAAAAAGAAAAGACAAGAAUUGAAGAAAAACAGUAAUUUAUCACACAAUAUUAAUCAAAAUAAUAUCCUACCUAGCCUUAACAAUGAAAUUAAUUUUAAUGAAGACAGCAUGAAUAAUUUAAAUGAAAAUUCACAAAUUACCACCAAUAAGCCAAUAUCAACUUAUUCUGAUUCUUCAAAGGAAAAAAGACCAACAUCAUCAUUAUUAGACAGUGCAAAAAGAAAAAAAUAUCUUAGUCUCUAA